AUGAGUACAGUGGUUCAGCUGACUAACGCGCUCUUCAAGGAAGCAGGUGUAGGGUCUCAAUGGAUCUUCUCAAAGCCUUUGAACUUUGGUGUCAAAUCAUCGGAGAGAUGGGCUAUUGUGGGACCUGCAAAGACCCAGUUCCUGAAGGUUUUGGCAUCUCAGUACAACGCUGAGCCGCCGUUAUCGAGGGUUUAUCCCUUUUUGAACAAGUCGGUGUGGCCGUCUAGUGCCAUUCAGUUCCUCGAGUUCAAAGGUGUACUGCCCACGGCACAUUUGGCUGCCCGUUACGAGUUCUUCAAAGACGAGUUUGACCAAACAACAAGGAAAUUCGUCAUUGGCAACGUCAAUAACCAUAGACACAUCAACUAUGAGCUUGUUGAUGAUGUGUUUAAGAAGUUCAAGCUGGAAGGAUUAGAGGACAGGUGGGCAUUGGGGUUAAGCAACGGACAAACCAGAAGGGCAAGAUUGGCUAGGGCAUUGGUUAGAGAGCCACGGUUAUUGGUGAUUGAUGAUCCAUUUCUCGGCCUGGACCCCACUGCUUCAGAGAUUGUGUGUGAUGUAUUAGGCCAAUUGCCUCCUAACCCUCAUGUUAUACUGGGUCUUAGAGUCCAGGAUCCUGUGCCUGAUUGGAUCACUCACAUUGCCAUCGUCGAUUCCGAAGGCAUCGUAGAACAAGGGACAUCACAGGAGCUGAGACCACACGUGGAGGUCCUGAAACAAGAAGCCUUGAGGCUACAAGAGCAAGAGCUGAAGAGACAGGGCGAAAGUAUUGCCAAAAUCAAGAAGCUUUUCCCAAUAGAGGAGUAUCAGAAACGGUUGAACUCAACCACGCCGUUAUUGGAAUUUGAUGGCGUAUCAGUCGCAUACAGAGGACAACCUGUGUUACAAGAUCUGAGUUGGAAAGUGAUGCCAGGUGAAAGAUGGCACAUCCAAGGAAACAAUGGUACCGGCAAAUCCACGCUGUUGUCGUUAAUCACGGGUGAACAUCCCCAAUCUUGGAAUUCCAAAAUCAUCAUGCAUGGGGUCCCAAGACGUACCGGCAAACAGAGCUUCUUUGACAUCAAUGAGUCCAUUGGAUUCACUUCACCAGAGUUGCAUGCCAUUUACCCGGGCCAUCAUACCCUCUACCAGACAAUUGCUACCGGCUUCCUAGUUGGCUCCAUAAUGCCGCAGUCCAAGUUAUCCUCCAGAGAGAAGGACAUCAUUGACACCUUUAUCUACGAGUUCGAUCUGAAGGAUAAAGUCGACAUUCCUUUCAGAGAGCUCAACAUCAGUGACCAGAAGCUGGCACUCUUUAUCAGAUCGCUGGUUAGAAACCCAGAGUUAUUGAUUCUCGACGAGGCACUCUCAGUCAUGGAUGAGCACACCGUCCAGAAAUGUAAGGAGCUAUUGAGACAUUACCCUGGAGCUAUCCUGGCGAUUGGACAUCUACAGGACGAAGUGCCAGAUACGGAUCGUUCCAUUAGGCUCAUUGCACCUGGUAAAUACGACAUCAAUUGA
Messenger RNA from Williopsis jadinii, 1500 nucleotides. RefSeq lists its product as uncharacterized. Gene Ontology annotation, molecular function: ATP binding; ATP hydrolysis activity. Gene Ontology annotation, cellular component: mitochondrion. The coding region runs from base 1 to 1500 and encodes 499 amino acids. The transcript has a single exon. Lineage: Eukaryota; Fungi; Ascomycota; Saccharomycetes; Phaffomycetales; Wickerhamomycetaceae. The record is from RefSeq and is a predicted model, not a curated record.